CUUGGAUUACGCAAAAUUCUCACCCGCUACUCCUCCAUUUCGCCCAUGUCCUGCUAAUCUGCAUGUUGCAUGCACCUUGUCUUCUCUCUCUUUCCAACUCCACGUGUCCCAUCCCCCUCUCAUACGCGUGUCCCCUUUUUACAUCUCAUCACCGCCCCUUCUUUCUGUCUCCUACCCUCGCCUCCAAAAUUAAAUACUCUCAAACAAUUUCAUCAUCUUCAUUUUCAUCUCAUCAUCCAAAAACCCUAGCUAAAACCUUGCAUAAUUCUCUACAAAUUACAAACUUAACUUUAUUAUUUACUGUUUUUAAUCAUGUGAUUUCAGUCAAUUUCAGGGUCUUACUAGAUGGAGGAAAUCGAAGAAAUAGAUCCUGGUGAUGAAGAGGAGUAUUGGAAGGUGCAAGAUUACAAAAAUUACUCAAAAUCAUAUGAAAGCAAUAGCAAGUUAAGCCGGAUAUGGAGAGGAGGGGUAAAUCUGGGGAAGAAAAUGGUGGUAACAGGUGUCGUGGUCUCAUCUGCCUCCUUUGUUCUUCCUCCUCUUGUAGUUUUAUCUGCCAUAGGGGUUGCCUUUUCUGUUCCUGCUGGUGUUGUGAUUGUCUCGUAUGCAUGUGGUGAGAAGCUUUUGAACACUUUGCUGCCAAUGCCUUUGGCACUUCCUUAUGAAGGAAAUGGGCCAAUGUAUAGUGAUGAGUCAGGAAAGUACAUUGUUUACGAAGAUGAUGUUGACAAAGGGUAUGAAGGGGAUGAGGACAUUCAGUUGGAAGAAGACCUUAGAAAGGGGAUGGAAAUGAGGAUUGAAUUGGCUGAGGAAAAUAAUAAAGAAACUGUUGAUCAUGAUCAAACAUCUGCCAACGAGGAUGAACUAGAUAAAAUGUCAUCAAAAGUGAGUGAGAUUGUUGAAGAAUGGGGGUAUGAGGAAGAUCUUGGGGAGUACAAUGAGGAUGAGGAGCAACCUUUAAAUUCAGAAAUGAUUCCUGAUAUACUAAAAGGGAUCGAAGAGGCAGAAAAUGAGAUUUCUUUAAUAAAGAAAGAAGAGGGUGAGAUGCCAAAAGAUUCAUUGAAGGGAAUUGUAGUGGAGGCUCAAUUAGGUUCGGAGAAUGAGAACAAUGUUGAAGAAGUAACAGAAGACAUGGCCUUUGUAGGUGAGGAGGAUGAGAGUAGUGUUGAUCAAAUGAGGGGGUAUAAGUCUCUUGGGGAGUACAUAGAGGAUGAGGAACCUUCAGAUUCAGAAAUAAUAGCUGAGUUACUAGAAGGGAUCCAUGAGGAGGAGAAUGAGAUAUCUUUUAUGGAGAAGGAAGAAUAUGAAAUCCCAAGGGCAGUUUUAGAAGCUCAAGUAGGCAGGGAGGGUGAGAAUGAUUCUGAACACGUAAUGGAAGACAUGGCCUUUGCAUCACCAAGAAACAUAGAAGAUUACAAGGGAAAUUCGACUGGCAUAGAAGAGGAUGAGUUACAUAGGGAUGUGUCAGGAUUGAUUAAAGAAAUGAGUGAUGAAAGCACAGAGGAAACACGUGGAGAAAAUGAGGAAAUUGAAAGAGCUCUCAUAAAGGAUAUGUCUCAAGUAAAGGGAAACACGAACCUCACUAUCCUUUCCAAGGAGGUCAAAGAGGUAGAGAAUGAGAUUUAUUUAUUGGAGAAGGAGAGUGAUAUGCCAAGAGAUUCGUUAUUGGCAGUUGUAAUAGAGGCUCAUGUGUCUGAGGAGAAUGAUAACAAUGUUGAACAAGUAACACUAGACAUCGGGGAGAGUGAGAACAAUCUUGAACAAGUCAGGGGUUAUGAGGAAGAUGUUAGGGAGAAAAUGGAGGAUGAGGUAGAAAAUGAGAUACUAGCAGGGAUCAAAUGGGCCGAGAAUGAAAUUUCUUCAAUGGAGAAGGACGAGGGUGGGAUACUAGCUAAUUCAUUAAGAGCAGUUGUACUAGAGGCUCAGGUUAGUGGGGAGAAUGAGAACAAUAUUGAACAAGUAACUGAAGGCGUGGCCUUUAUCAUACCAACAAUAGAGGUAGAAAAGGAGAAUAGGUGCAGUGGAAAUGAUGCUGGUUUAGCAGAGGGCGAACUAAGAAGGGAGACAACGGGGUUAAUUGAAAAGAUGAGGGAUGAGGGUAAAAAUGACUGGAAAAGAAAUGACAGUUCAAAAGAGAAAGCACUAGAAGAAAAUGAGAAAUCUGAAAAAGGAUUCUUAAAAGGUGUGUCUGAUAAGUUGGGAAACAAGGACAUUACUGUCAUUCUUGAGGAACCUAAGCCAAUCAUCGAUGACAAGGGAAAGAUACAAGGCCGCAAAAAUGAUGCAAAUUUAAACAAUACAAGUAUUGAAGCUGAUGAGAGUGGAUUAUUGUAUAAAGAGUCAAGAACCAUUGUAGAAAAUUGGCUAGUGGUAAAUGUGAAGGAUGAUGAAAAUGGUACUGCCACCGAGGUUCAUCAAGGGAUCAGCUUGGUUAAUCUAGAAACUUCUGUGCUUUCCAAUAACGACAGAGAAAUGGCCGGUGAAAGUGGGUUUCCUCGGUCAGACAAUGGAACUGAGGAACCUGAUCAAUUUGCAGAUUCAUUUGACACAAUGCCUGAAGGGGAUGAUGUAUCUUUAACUGUUGAUUAUCGUGAGGUUGUGAUUGAAUCACUCCCUGUGUCUGAAACUACAGAAACUGCACCGGAUCAAGGAAUUGCUUCUUCUGAUAAGGUAAAAUUGGACGAGGAGAAGAUAUGGGAGCAAAUCAAUGCAAUGCGAACCAUUGUGGGUUACAAGAACACUCCUCACUUUUCAUGUGCAGAGGAGCUAAAGGCGCUUUAUGUGUUUACAGGGGUCGAGCCACCAGCCACAUGCAAGGGCCCUGCCGAUCUAGCAGAUAUCAACGAAAAUCUCCACUUUUUAAUGUCUAUAGUUGGCGUCAAGUAGAUUGUUUUACUUAAUUAGGUAGUUGAACAUUUUCCCUUUUGGAUUUGUAUAUUUGUUCUCGACAAAUUUGGAAUAUUCUUGUGCUUAUAGUUAGUGUAGUUGGUUUGUUGUGAGAUAACAAAAUGUAGCAGGUUGCUUGCUUAAUGUUUUUAUUGAAAGAAUGGACGAAAAUUCAUCACAUCA
This is a messenger RNA of Chenopodium quinoa (quinoa), 3066 nucleotides long. Its product is annotated as midasin-like. The record is from RefSeq and is a predicted model, not a curated record. Bases 346 to 2883 code for a protein of 845 amino acids. NCBI's taxonomy places the organism in Eukaryota, Viridiplantae, Streptophyta, Magnoliopsida, Caryophyllales, Amaranthaceae. The transcript has 4 exons.